AUGGCCCUCAUCAUCCGGAGACGCACCGUCCUCCGCGUCCUCGGCUUUGCUGUCUUUGCUUUCGUCGUCAAGGUCCUCGUUGCAUCCCCCACCAACUCACCCUCGGUCUCGUCGCUUUACGGUACCUCCGAUCCCAACGAAAUCCGGAAACAAAACGUCCUUGACCUCGUCACCGGCUCCGACAAGCAGCUCGAUGCCCGCAAGCACAAGUUCCUCCAGGCUCGAAUAGGCAGAGACGACCGCUCUGACCUCUUUGCGGACAUUGUCAACGAUGGUGUGCAGGACUACUGGGAACGCUUUCAGAAACCAUAUAUUCUAGGCCACGAAACGUCGCACAUGGACGAACAGUCUGUGCUCUCCGCGAUAGAGCAAUUGCUGACCCUCAACGGCUGGGUCGCCGCGCUCUGCCCCACCCUCACUCGCCCUUUCGGCCAGAACAAGUACGAGGACGCGUACGAAGACCUCGCACGGCAGAAUCACCUCUACUUCGUCGGCAUGGUCAUCCACUCCGCCGACCACUUCCUCGUCGACCAGCUCUCCGUCAUUGUCCAGCUCGCGAAGCGCCUCGGGCCCUCGAACAUCUUCGUGUCUAUGCUCGACUACGACUCCUCCGAUUCCACAGAGACCCUCACCGAUCUUUGCGAGGCUGUUCUCACUCUCCUCGGCGUCCCAUUCCGCAUCAGACGCGUGCCCGGCAUGACAGAAGACCCUUCGGCCGCAUACUACCCGCUUGAGGAGGCUUACACCCGCAACCUCGUGCUCGAGCCUCUCCACGAACUCUAUGAACGCCGCCACAUCAACUUCCACCGCGUCAUUUGGCUGAAGGGCUUCACGUGCCCGAAUGACAUCCUCGAGACGAUCAAGGUCAGCAUCGUGAACGAAGCCGCGAUGGUGUGCGGCAUGGACUGGGCCGAGCACAACGGCUUCUUCAUCUUCUCCGACAGAUGGCGCACGCGCGAUAUCAACGGCGACCAGUUCCGCCAGUCAAAGUCCUCCGCGAUCUCCGAGUCGUCGACGACCUCCGUGCCCCCGCGCGACCCCACCAGCGCGCAGCGCUACACCCAACAUCUCCCCUUCCAGGUCUUCUGCUGCGAGUCCGGCACGCAUGUGGUCGACCCCGCGCAGUCAUACUAUGCCGGCAUCGCGUACCGCGCGGGCACCGACUUCUUCAACUCGACCGCGAGCCACGCAGACGUCCCCGAGCGCGAGCCGGACGCGCCGUGUCUGGACAGCACCCAAGCAUGGUUCUGCCGCGACCUCUGGCUGUGGAAAGCCAAGGAAGGUAUGAAGGCGUACGAGCCGGACGUCGCCGCCCCCGCUGACGCCGCCGAGUCGCCCAUUCAACAACGGAAGCGCGCGCCAGCGCCCGUGGAGGCAGAAGAGCUUGCGCCGCGACAGGCGGACAAGCCCAAGGACGACGCGGACGCGAACGCGGGCUCGGACUACGACGCGUCGGACCUGCCCGUGGCGGACCCCCCAGAGCCGGCGUGGGACGCGGACACGGUGCGGCUGACGAUCCCGAACGCGGUGUUCCUCGCGGCGCGGAUACUGGUGAACCCGCGGUGCGUGACGACGUAUGCGGGCGUGUCGCACACGCAGCUCGCGCUGGACCUGUUCGGGCCGCCGGACCGCGAGGAGGAGCGCGAGGUGGGGAGUAGACAGGAUUUGCUGGAGGAGUGGGAGGGCGCGCCGGACAACUUCGUGUGCCAGGAGCAGCGGACGACGGGCGGGCGGAGGGCGGCGAAGACGCAGCGGCGGAUGUCGUUCUCGAUCCACGGGGAGCUGCAGGAGACGUUUGACUCAUGAGCUGCGCCCCCGGGAUGGGCGUGACGACGACGACGACGUAGACGUAGACGGACGAGGCUCGUACUUAGAUCGCUGUUAUUACUUGUGCUGUGUCGAUAGGAUAAUGCUCUGGCGUAAUGUACACGGAAGACACGUUGCG
This is a messenger RNA of Trametes versicolor FP-101664 SS1, 1945 nucleotides long. RefSeq lists its product as uncharacterized. The transcript is spliced from 4 exons. The record is from RefSeq and is a predicted model, not a curated record. Bases 1 to 1806 code for a protein of 601 amino acids. NCBI's taxonomy places the organism in Eukaryota, Fungi, Basidiomycota, Agaricomycetes, Polyporales, Polyporaceae.